ACAUGGCGGUGGAGUCCUGAGCUCUUCGUGUCCCGGCCUCCAGCGGCGACGACGGCGACGGCGACGGCAGCGGGAGGCGGAGGGGGAGCGAGAGCCACUGAGAUGAGGAGGCGCCGCGCGCGCCUGUAGCUCGCGGGCCUCGCAGUUUGCUUGCCUAAACUGGAUUUGGAGCUUUUCAAACUUCUGAAGAUCUGCCAUUUUACAUUACAAUUGGAAAGAACCAAGUUUUCAAAUAAUGGAAGAGUCCAAGACCUCUAAAAAUGAAAAUCAUGAACCAAAGAAGAAUGUUAUUUGUGAAGAAAGCAAAACAGUUAAAGUUAUAACUAAUCAAACUUUGAAAGGUAGAAAUGAUAAAUCUAUAAAAGAAAUUGGGACCAGUUCUCCAAACAGGAAUAGUAAUAAAAAAACUAAGCAAAAUGAUAUUUGUAUAGAAAAAACAGAUAUUAAAUCAUGUAAAAUAAAUGCUACCAAUGUUUCAAGCCCUAAAGAUUUGGGAUUAGUCCUUCGAGAUCAAAGUCAUUGUAAAGCAAAAAAAUUACCAAAUUCACCCGUAAAAGCCGAGAAGUCAUCCAUUUCACAGGCAAAAUUAGAAAAGGUAUCCACUUUACAGACAAAAGCAGAAAAAUUACCAAAGUCACCUAAUUUACCAGUGAAGGCAGAAAAAGCACUCUGUUCACCUGUAGCAACAGUAGCAGCAAAGGCACUUAGUUCACAGAAGAAAGAAGAAAAAGCACCCACUUCUCAGAUGAAAUCGGAGAAAGUGUUCAGUUCACCAGCAGAACCAGAAAAGGUAUCCAGUUUACUAUUGAAAGAAAACAUAAAGCAGGCAGAAUUACAGCAGGUUGGAAAAAAAGUUCCAAGUUCUUUUACUCCUGUGGACAAAGUAAAUACUGAAGUUGUACAGGGCGAAAAAUCUCUGGAUACUGUGCUACAAUCUCAGAAGCUGCAAACACGGACAGAUAAUACUGGUGAUUCUGAUGAUAGUACUUCAGGAAUGGAAGACAUAUCAGAUGAUUUGAGUAAAAUGAAGAUUGAUGAAGCUAAUAAAGAAAAUUCUUCAGAGAUGGACUAUUUAGAAAAUGCUACUGUGAUAGAUGAAUCUACAUUGACACCUGAGCAGAGGCUAGGCUUGAAACAAGCUGAAGAACGCCUAGAAAGAGAUCACAUCUUUCGACUUGAAAAACGAUCACCAGAAUAUACCAAUUGUCGUUAUCUAUGCAAACUUUGCUUAAUUCAUAUUGAAAACAUCCAGGGAGCACAUAAACAUAUAAAGGAGAAACGACAUAAGAAAAAUAUUUUGGAAAAACAAGAAGAAAGUGAGCUUCGUUCUCUUCCACCUCCGUCCCCUGCUCAUUUGGCUGCUUUAAGUAUUGCAGUUGUUGAAUUAGCAAAAGAACAAGGAAUAACAGAUGAUGACCUCAGAGUCCGUCAGGAAAUUGUGGAGGAAAUGUCAAAGGUUAUAAUAACAUUUUUACCAGAAUGUUCCCUUAGGUUGUAUGGCUCUUCUCUGACUAAGUUUGCUUUGAAAAGUAGUGAUGUUAAUAUAGAUAUAAAAUUUCCUUCCAAGAUGAAUCAUCCAGACCUUCUGAUACAAGUGCUUGGAAUUUUGAAAAAAAGUGUAUUAUAUAUAGAUGUGGAAUCUGACUUUCAUGCUAAAGUUCCUGUUGUGGUGUGCAAGGAUCGCAAAAGUGGUUUACUUUGUAGAGUGAGUGCAGGAAAUGAUAUGGCAUGUCUCACUACUGAUUUACUUGCUGCUCUUGGCAAAAUGGAACCUGUCUUUACUCCAUUGGUGUUAGCCUUUCGCUAUUGGGCUAAGUUGUGCUAUAUUGACUCCCAAACUGAUGGUGGAAUCCCGUCUUACUGUUUUGCUUUAAUGGUGAUGUUCUUUUUACAACAAAGAAAACCCCCUCUUCUUCCUUGCUUACUUGGAAGUUGGAUUGAAGGCUUUGACCCCAAAAGAAUGGAUGACUUUCAGCUGAAAGGCAUAGUAGAAGACAAAUUUGUGAAAUGGGAAUAUAAUUCAAGUAGUGCAACUGAGAAAAACUCAAUUACUGAUGAAAACAAAGCUAAGGCAGAACAACCAAAAGAUGAUACCAAGAAGACAGAAACAGACAACCAAAGUUACGCCAUGAAGGAAAAACAUGGCAAAUCUCCUUUAACAUUGGAAAUACCAAAUCAGGUAUCCUUGGGACAGUUAUGGCUAGAGCUGCUAAAAUUUUACACACUGGAUUUUGCUUUGGAGGAAUAUGUCAUAUGUGUACGAAUACAAGAUAUUAUAACAAGAGAGAAUAAAAACUGGCCUAAAAGACGAAUAGCCAUUGAAGAUCCAUUUUCUGUCAAGAGGAAUGUUGCACGAAGCUUAAACAGCCAGCUUGUUUACGAAUACGUUGUGGAGAGAUUCAGGGCAGCUUAUCGGUAUUUUGCCUGUCCUCAGAGAAAGGGUGGAAAUAAGUCUACAGUGGAUUUCAAGAAAAAAGAGAAAGGGAAAAUAAGCAAUAAGAAACCAGUGAAGUCUGACAGUAUGGCAACCAACUGUUGCAUUCUGCUUGGGGAAAGCACAGAAAAAAUACAUACAGAAAGAGGUCAACCUGAUAAAUAUGAUGAAAUGGAAAGUACAUCACAGAGAUGUAACAUUGACAAUGACAAUUUAUUGGGAAAUGAACGAAGUUUGCCUGACCAUGAACAGGAAUCUUCUCUUUCUACUGUCAGCAAAAACAGUGAAUUGGAGCCAAAAUCAGAAACUUUAAAGAAGGAGCUCAGCCAGUGUAAUUGCAGUGGGUCCCCUGACCCAGACAAAUCUACUACAGUGGACUGCAGGUCAAAUUUAGAAACAAAGAGUUCACAUCAGAUUGUAUGCACCGACAUAACUACUACCUCUUGCAACUGCAAAGCUACAGAAGUUACUUUUGACCUUAAUGAUGAUGAUAAUCACCCCUCCCAGGAAUUACAUUAUGUAUUUGAUAAGUUUAUUUUAACCUCUGGCAAGCCACCAACGAUAGUAUGCAGUAUCUGCAAAAAGGAUGGUCAUUCAAAAAAUGAUUGCCCAGAAGAUUUCAGGAAAAUUGACUUAAAACCUCUACCACCAAUGACAAACCGAUUUCGGGAAAUACUUGAUUUAGUAUGUAAAAGAUGUUUUGAUGAAUUAUCACCACCGUUUUCUGAACAACACAACAGGGAACAAAUUUUAAUUGGCUUGGAAAAAUUUAUUCAAAGAGAAUAUGAUGAAAAGGCAAGACUGUGCUUAUUUGGCUCUUCAAAGAAUGGAUUUGGAUUUCGUGAUAGUGAUCUUGAUAUUUGUAUGACCUUGGAAGGCCAUGAAAAUGCAGAGAAAUUAAAUUGUAAAGAAAUAAUUGAAAAUUUGGCGAAAAUUCUUAAGAGACAUCCAGGUUUAAGGAACAUUUUGCCUAUAACUACUGCCAAAGUGCCUAUAGUAAAAUUUGAACACAGACGAAGUGGGCUAGAAGGUGAUAUCAGUUUAUAUAAUACAUUGGCUCAACAUAACACCAGAAUGUUAGCUACUUAUGCAGCUAUUGAUCCUAGAGUGCAGUACUUGGGAUAUACUAUGAAAGUGUUUGCUAAGCGAUGUGACAUUGGAGAUGCUUCCAGGGGAAGUUUAUCUUCAUAUGCAUAUAUCCUUAUGGUGCUGUACUUUCUGCAGCAGAGAAAACCACCUGUUAUCCCAGUUCUACAAGAGAUCUUUGAUGGGAAACAGAUUCCACAGAGAAUGGUUGAUGGAUGGAAUGCUUUUUUCUUUGACAAAACAGAAGAACUGAAAAAGCGUUUGCCAUCACUUGGAAAGAAUACAGAGUCAUUAGGAGAGCUUUGGUUGGGACUGCUUCGCUUCUAUACUGAAGAGUUUGAUUUUAAGGAAUAUGUAAUUAGCAUUCGACAAAAAAAGCUGUUGACAACUUUUGAAAAACAGUGGACAUCUAAAUGCAUUGCGAUUGAAGAUCCCUUUGACUUGAAUCACAAUCUUGGUGCUGGAGUUUCUAGAAAAAUGACCAAUUUUAUUAUGAAGGCAUUUAUCAAUGGAAGAAAACUUUUUGGUACCCCAUUUUAUCCACUCAUUGGCAGAGAAGCUGAAUACUUCUUCGAUUCUAGAGUGUUAACAGAUGGAGAACUGGCUCCCAAUGAUCGAUGCUGUCGUGUAUGUGGAAAAAUAGGCCAUUACAUGAAAGACUGUCCCAAAAGGAAGAGCAGUUUACUGUUUAGACUAAAGAAGAAAGACAGUGAAGAAGAAAAGGAAGGGAAUGAAGAAGAGAAAGACUCCCGAGACCUUCUUGACUCACGUGACCCUCGAGAUCUCAGAUGUUUUAUAUGUGGAGAUGCAGGACAUAUACGCAGGGAGUGCCCAGAGGUGAAGCUGGCCCGCCAGAGGAAUAGCAGUGUGGCAGCAGCCCAAUUGGUCCGCAACCUUGUGAAUGCCCAACAGGUGGCUGGUUCAGCUCAGCAACAGGGUGAACAGUCCAUGAGGACUAGACAGUCCUCAGAAUGUUCUGAUUCACCAUCUUAUUCUCCUCAGCCCCAGCCAUUUCCACAAAAUUCUUCCCAAUCAGCUGCUAUUACCCAGUCUCCAUCUCAGCCAGGAUCCCAACCUAAGCUUGGCCCACCUCAGCAGGGAGCCCAGCCACCACAUCAGGUCCAGAUGCCCUUGUAUAACUUUCCCCAAUCACCACCAGCGCAGUAUUCUCCCAUGCAUAAUAUGGGAUUGUUGCCAAUGCACCCCCUCCAGAUCCCCACCCCCUCAUGGCCUAUUCAUGGCCCAGUGAUCCACUCUGCACCAGGCAGUGCCCCCAGCAAUAUUGGCCUGAAUGAUCCCAGCAUAAUCUUUGCACAGCCUGCUGCCAGACCCGUGGCAAUCCCUAGUUCCUCUCAUGAUGGACACUGGCCUCGAACUGUGGCUCCAAAUUCCCUGGUGAACAAUGGUGCAGUGGGGAAUUCAGAGCCACGCUUUCGAGGACUGAACCCUCCAAUUCCUUGGGAACAUGCACCACGUCCUCAUUUUCCCCUCGUCCCAGCUUCGUGGCCUUAUGGUUUGCAUCAGAACUUCAUGCAUCAGGGAAAUGCAAGAUUUCAGCCCAACAAACCUUUCUAUACUCAAGCUGGUCUACCGAUGCACAACCAACAGCCAAUCCUGCUGUCUCAAGGGUAUCCGUACCUCAAUGUCAGUUACAUUCAGCAGAAAAAGUGACAUUUAAUGGAAAGCAAAACAAAUCAGGUCCUGAUUUAAAAUUUUAACACGUUUAGAUAGCUUAUUUAAAUCCUAAGACUGUUUUUAAACACUGUAUUAUUUGUAUAUAAAUAUGAACUAUAGUUUUUACUAGUAUCACCAAAUUGAGUGAUACAAAUUUCAUCUAUUUUAUUACCCUAUUUUUAAGGGAAUUUUAUGUUUUGUUUAACCUUGAUGAAAUUGUAUAAAGAGAGAAUUUAAAAAAUGACAUUCUUUAUUUUCUAUUAGCUGUAUUCAUACUUUGGUUGCUUCAGACUUUAUAUAUAUUGUUCUUAAGAAUUAGGAAAGAAUUUCAUGUGUUUUAAAUCUGUCACUUCUAUUCUUUACAGAACCUUGUAGUGCCAAAAACUUUUUAAAAGGUUAAAAAAAAAAACUACAACAUGAAGAUUCAAACUUCUUUCUUUUACAUACUUGUAUAUUGAAUAUAUUCAAACUUGAAUGGAAAAAUGCUUUUGUCUGUAUUUGAAGUUCUAUUUUAAGUUAAUAAAUCUUUUUGACAAGA
This is a messenger RNA of Dipodomys spectabilis (banner-tailed kangaroo rat), 5732 nucleotides long. It is a transcript of the gene Tut4, whose product is annotated as terminal uridylyl transferase 4. The record is from RefSeq and is a predicted model, not a curated record. The transcript is spliced from 30 exons. Bases 236 to 5191 code for a protein of 1651 amino acids. Lineage: Eukaryota; Metazoa; Chordata; Mammalia; Rodentia; Heteromyidae. Gene Ontology annotation, molecular function: RNA uridylyltransferase activity; zinc ion binding; nucleic acid binding.